Molecule: messenger RNA, 513 nt
Organism: Pseudogymnoascus verrucosus
Lineage: Eukaryota; Fungi; Ascomycota; Leotiomycetes; Thelebolales; Thelebolaceae
Exons: 2
Coding region: 1-513 (170 amino acids)
Molecular function (GO): carbonate dehydratase activity; zinc ion binding
Source: RefSeq, a predicted model, not a curated record
AUGUCGGAGAUCCAGAAGAACCUCGUCGACAAGAACACCGAAUAUUCCGCUGCAUUUACCAAGGGUCAUCUUGCACUGCCACCUGCAAAGAAGUACCUUGUCCUCACCUGCAUGGAUGCCAGAAUCGACCCCGCCGCUGCCUAUGGUAUUGACCUCGGCGAUGCCCACGUCGUUCGAAAUGCAGGCGCCAAUGCCAAAGAUGCUUUACGCUCAAUCGUUAUCUCGCAGCAGCUUCUCGGCACAAACGAGAUCAUCCUCGUGAAGCAUACCGGCUGUGGCAUGCUCACUUUCGACGACGACGUAGCGACGGGACUUGUGGAGAAGAACCUUGGUGCGGAGGCGAAGGAGGCUUUGGGUGCUUUUGGAGGCGACUUCAAGACAUUCCCACAGCUUGAAGAUGCCGUCAGGGAUGAUGUGAAGUUGUUGAAGGAAACGCCAUUGAUAAAUGACGAGGUGCCCAUUACUGGAUGGGUGUAUGAGGUUGAGACCGGCAAGGUUAGACAGGUUGUCUAA